AUGAUUUUCUAUACAAAAACUGUCUCUGUGUGUAGGUUGAACCAAAGCCAGGUAGUAACAGUCAUCUUUGAUUCAAAACCUACUCAAAUUCUUUGUCAAAUGGGAGAUUUUGGAUGUGGAGAUGGAGGAUGGACACCGGUCAUUAAGAUGAACGGUAGCAAGGUGUGAAAUUUUAUUUGGCAACAUUUUAUUUAAUGUUCAAACUUGUUCUACGGUUGUGUCGCCUUAUAAUAUGGCCCUGGCUAAGUUGAUUCCAGCGUGCAUUUAGGUCGACUAAACACCUCGUCGUUGGGGUUUUAGAAUUGCUUUGAGCGAGUAGAGGGGGACUAUGGUAUUGCAAACUAAUGGCCAUACUGAUGACUUAUCACUAGUUUCUGUCAAGAUCUGGGUAAUGCUUUUGAUUGGUCCUGCUACAUGGCAGAUUUGCUUCAGCCAAUCAGAGGGACUAUCGAGAUCUGGGUAGUGACGCGUCAUCAGCAGUGGAAUUUCUACGCUUUUCUCAGACAUCAUUUCGCUGGGAAACCCGCAGUAAUGAGGUCGUGAAAUGUCGGCUGUUUUCUCAGGCUAAGAAACGAAUGCUUACAAUUUAGCUAAGCUUAGACUGUUCACAGUCCUAUAUUUUUCUGUAAGAUCGUCGAGAUCAAGUGCUUUGCGUUACGGGCUGCCAUCUUCAUGAGUGUCAAAACUACUUAGGGGGCGGGAGCGGUUGGGAAGGAAGAGGGAAAAAUAUUUUUCUCAUCGCCUUCCCCGUGCAGAUAUAAUCCCCGAUGCCCGCCCCCUCGGUACAUUUGAAAAUCAUCAUGGCCGCCAUUAAAGGUAAGACGCGCUAUAUCUUGGACUGCUUGCAGUCCGCCUUUUCUCUUAAAAUCCGUCUAGUUCACAGCCAGCGCGAUUGCAAACCACGACCUUGUAGGGAUUAGGACCAGACGAGAAAAGACCUCGCCCUCGUUUAUCGCGGCUCGCCUGCUUGGGUUUCUCUUGCAGUAACUUUGCAAAGAAAAAUAAGAGACUGCUCGCAGUCUACUAUAUCUCGACAAUCUCACGAUGAAAUAGGGGACUGUAACAGUCUAAGCAAAGCUAUAUACUCACAGGCAAAGGCCAUUGAACUGUGUUUUUUCUUCCACAGCAAACCUUUCAUUACGAUGCCUCCCUCUGGAGCAACAACGAAACUUUUAACCUCGAUGGAGGGAACACCGGAUUUGACUCCCAGGAGACCAAACUGCCCUCCUACUGGAACACAUCCUUCUCCAAGAUCUGCCUCGGCAUGAAGAUCGGUCAGCAGAUCAGUUUCAUUGUAAUCAACAGGAGCGCCAGUUCUCUACACUCUUUGAUCGCUGACGGACAAUUUCGCGCUACUUCUCUGGGUCGCGACACGUGGAAAUUGUUGAUUGGUCCUGAGGCGUCCCUGCAGGUUGGGUGUAACAAAGAAGGGUUCAAUAGUCAUAUGGUCGGCAGAGUCCAUUCCAAAGCCAGGAUCGGUAUCAUUAGUAACCAGGAAAACCAUUGCAAUUCCUGUGACUCUAGAAUUGGGUUUGGUACUGGUGGGUUACAUGAUGACACCAACUCCUGUGGAAACCAGGCUACCCACUAUCCAGAUAAUGGUAACAAGCAUAUCAAAGCCGUAGGAUAUAUCCUCGUGCAAUGA
This is a messenger RNA of Porites evermanni, 1645 nucleotides long. Lineage: Eukaryota; Metazoa; Cnidaria; Anthozoa; Scleractinia; Poritidae. The record is from the annotation of a GenBank genome assembly.